Messenger RNA from Peronospora farinosa, 849 nucleotides. The record is from the annotation of a GenBank genome assembly. Lineage: Eukaryota; Oomycota; Peronosporomycetes; Peronosporales; Peronosporaceae.
AUGCCACGAAUGACAGCGUUAUCAUUAUGGGAAGCUCAUGGAUCAACAUCCUUUAUGCUUGCCACUGGUUGCGACACAAUUGAUACAUUAUUAAACGGAGGUUUUCGCUCUGGUUUAUUAACAGAAAUCUGUGGUGAAGCUUCAGCUGGAAAGACGCAAAUGUGUUUGCAAAUGCUAUUGCAAUGCUGUCUCCCACAAUCUCUUGGUGGACUAGAAGGCACGGCCUGUUAUAUCAGUACAGAAGGUGUAGGAUCCGUCAAACGACUGCAUGAUCUUGCUCAUACUUAUGCACAACGAUACAAGACUGUAUCAAGUGUCGGUCUUAAACGUAAACGUGGUGACUCAAUGCUAAAGUUGACAAGCGGUGACUUUCUCGAUAGUAUCUUUAUCGAGCAGCUCUAUACUGUUGAUGACUUUUUGAGUCUAUUGCAAACAAGACUGCCAACUCUACUGGCGGAACAGAAUACCAAGCUCGUAGUACUCGACUCGGUCGCAGCAAUCUUUCGUCUCGAGUCCACAUCUUCUGUCAAGGACGCAGCGGGGCGCUCGCGCACCAUGUUUCACAUGGCUAACUGCAUGCGAAUCCUGAGCGACGAGUACGGCGUCGUGUUCAUAGUGACCAAUCAAGUUACGGGUGACUUUGAUCCUCGCUCGGCAGCAACCGGGAACGGCCAACGUCCGGCAUUAGGUCUCUCAUGGUCGCACUGCAUCAACCAGCGUCUUGUGAUCACAAGAAACACCGACUCAAGUCAGCGUCAACUCAAAGUAACUUUUUCACCGCAUCUUCCAGCAAAAACCUGCAGCUUCCAAAUCACGAGUGACGGUGUUCGACCGGUUAACGGAGACUGA